This is a messenger RNA of Carassius gibelio (silver crucian carp), 1134 nucleotides long. RefSeq names its product rho-related GTP-binding protein RhoU. The transcript has 4 exons. The record is from RefSeq and is a predicted model, not a curated record. NCBI's taxonomy places the organism in Eukaryota, Metazoa, Chordata, Actinopteri, Cypriniformes, Cyprinidae. The coding region runs from base 160 to 891 and encodes 243 amino acids. Gene Ontology annotation, molecular function: GTPase activity; GTP binding. Gene Ontology annotation, biological process: small GTPase-mediated signal transduction.
UUAAUCCUCUUACUGCAGCAGAUGCUCGUCUGUCAAUCAACCUGGCGCGGGUGCGCGCGCUCGAACCUGACGAGAGCGCGAGAGAAAGAACACAGCAGGUGCGCGAGGGAUCCGCUGCGUCAUUUAGCGAUGCAGGAAUGGACGAAACUGAGGCGGUGAAUGAAGACAGUCCGCCUCCGGUUCCACCGCGAGCGGCUCCUCAGCGACACUCUCCGGCGUCCCUCGCCGUACCUGCUCGCCGGGUCAAGUGUGUGCUGGUCGGGGACGCGGCGGUGGGUAAAACGAGUCUGGUCAUCAGCUCCACCACUAACGGAUAUGCGGCAGAACACAUUCCCACCGCCUUUGACCACAGCUAGGGUUGUGGUGGAUGGAAGACCAGUUCAACUUCAACUGUAUGACAUGGCAGGACAGGACGAGUUUGAACGCCUCCGUCCACUCUGUUACCGUGAAGCUGAUGUCUUCCUGCUGUGCUACAGCGUGGUCCUUCCAUCCUCCUUCAGGAGCGUAUCGGCCCACUGGGUCCCCGAGGUCCAUCGCCUCUGUCCAGGCAUUCCCAUCAUCCUCGUGGGCACCCAGAGCGACCUGCGGGAGGACGUCCAGGUGCUGAUCCGACUCUCAGACAGCCAGGAGAACCCGGUGAGAGGAGACGACACCCGCCUGUGCGCCCGGAGCAUCGGUGCUGUGACGUUUGCUGAGUGCUCAGCGCUGACACAGAAGAACCUGAAGGAAGUGUUGGACAGCGCCAUCUUGGCCAGCAUGCAGCACGCGGAGGAAGCGGCGGUGUGGCCGAGGAUGCAUACGCUAAGAGAUAAAACUCCAGAUAAAAUCAAGCAGCUCCCAGAAACAUGGUGGAGGAAACUGAGCUGCGUCCAGAGCUUUGACCUUCAGUGACGGAGAACAAAUCAAGUCCAGAUGAAAUGGGAUUUACAGACACAUUUGUACUGUGAUGCAUUUCCAAAUUAAAAAGCAUAUUCAGCAAGCAACAAUGUAGGACAGGACGUGAAUUUACUGUGGAAAGCACAAUAAUGAAAACAUGCAUUAUGAAAGUAAGUAGGGUCCAUUUUGAUUCAUGUUUACUUCUAGAUAGUUUAGAUGUGACAAAAUUAUAAUUUUUAUUAAAAGGUUUUGUAAAAA